Molecule: messenger RNA, 513 nt
Organism: Schistosoma mattheei
Lineage: Eukaryota; Metazoa; Platyhelminthes; Trematoda; Strigeidida; Schistosomatidae
Source: the annotation of a GenBank genome assembly
AUGGAAUUUGAGGCUUAUGCAACUUUAUUUCAGCCAGACGACCCUAUUCAAUACAUGAUAGACCAUCCGUUUUGCUCUGUGAAAUUUGUGGAUGUAAAAGUACCUCGUAUCUUGAGUUUUUGUGAGCAAACUACAAGUAAAUUAUUCAGGUCAUUUGAAUAUGGAAUUCUAUUUUCUGUAUAUCAACAUAUAUAUCUUGAAUACCUCCUCUUUUUAUUUGGUCAAAGAACCUUUAUCCGUAGAUUAAUUAGAAUUUACCCAGCUAACCAGUUCUUCGUGCCAAAGACGUAGAGCGAUGUACCUCAUAUUAUAUAAUAUAGAAAUUAUUUAUCUGUGUGUAUCUCACUUACUGUUCUGUGAAACAUGAAUAAAAGUGGGACUUAGUAGCUCACCGAUUAUUGUUUGUAAAAAGAAACAUCACACCCAAGCAAAAACUGCGUGUACUUAAGCAGAAGUCAUCGAUACCAUACUUUAUGGUUGAUCUCGGGUAAAACUUCGGCUAAUUAGAAAGCG